AAAUAUCCAUGUCGCACUCACUACUUAAGUUUGUGUAAGAGUUACAUGGUACCACAUUUUAGUUACUGAAGAAAGAUUUUAAUUAUUUUUUCUUGUGCAUUUGUAAAGGAAUAACAUUUGGUACGAUGAAUGCCCAACAAGCACACAAAGAACAUGUUUUAGCCGUAUCAAGAGAUUUUAUUUCACAGCCACGUCUAACAUAUAAAACUGUCUCUGGUGUGAAUGGUCCUUUAGUUAUUUUGGAUGAAGUAAAAUUUCCAAAAUAUGCAGAAAUUGUUCAACUUCGACUUCAUGAUGGUACAUUUAGAUCAGGUCAAGUACUUGAAGUCUCUGGUUCUAAAGCUGUUGUACAAGUAUUCGAAGGCACAUCUGGUAUUGAUGCUAAACACACUCUUUGUGAAUUCACCGGAGAUAUUUUGCGUACUCCUGUAUCUGAAGAUAUGUUGGGACGUGUUUUUAACGGCAGUGGUAAACCAAUUGAUAAAGGACCUCCAAUUUUAGCUGAAGAUUAUCUAGAUAUUCAAGGCCAACCUAUUAAUCCUUAUUCUAGAACUUACCCUCAAGAAAUGAUUCAAACUGGUAUUUCAGCAAUAGAUAUUAUGAAUUCUAUUGCUCGAGGACAAAAAAUACCUAUUUUUUCUGCAGCUGGAUUACCUCAUAAUGAGAUUGCUGCUCAAAUUUGUAGACAAGCUGGUCUUGUAAAACAACCUGGUAAAUCAGUACUUGAUGACCAUGAAGAUAAUUUUGCCAUUGUGUUUGCUGCUAUGGGUGUAAAUAUGGAAACUGCUAGAUUUUUCAAACAAGACUUUGAGGAAAAUGGUUCUAUGGAAAAUGUAUGUUUGUUUUUAAAUUUGGCAAAUGAUCCCACUAUCGAACGUAUUAUUACACCUCGUUUAGCGCUAACUGCUGCUGAAUUUUUGGCCUAUCAAUGUGAAAAGCAUGUAUUAGUUAUAUUAACUGAUAUGAGUUCAUAUGCUGAAGCUCUCCGAGAAGUAUCUGCUGCACGUGAAGAAGUACCGGGACGAAGAGGUUUUCCCGGGUAUAUGUAUACCGACUUGGCCACUAUUUAUGAACGUGCAGGUCGUGUAGAAGGCAGAAAUGGCUCUAUAACUCAAAUACCCAUUUUGACUAUGCCUAACGAUGAUAUUACUCAUCCUAUUCCCGAUCUAACGGGAUAUAUAACUGAAGGCCAAAUUUAUGUUGAUAGACAGUUACAUAAUCGACAAAUUUAUCCACCAAUUAAUGUAUUGCCUUCUCUUAGUCGAUUAAUGAAAUCUGCUAUUGGAGAAGGUAUGACUCGAAAAGAUCAUUCAGAUGUAUCUAAUCAGUUGUACGCCUGUUAUGCUAUUGGUAAAGAUGUUCAAGCCAUGAAAGCUGUAGUUGGUGAAGAAGCUCUAACACCUGAUGACCUUUUAUACCUAGAAUUUUUGACAAAGUUUGAAAAAAAUUUCAUCACUCAAGGUAACUAUGAGAAUCGCACUGUAUUUGAGUCAUUAGAUAUUGGUUGGCAGUUAUUGCGUAUCUUCCCCAAAGAAAUGUUGAAGAGAGUACCAGCAUCAACAUUGGCUGAAUUUUACCCAAGAGAUUCUCGUCCAAAAUAAUAUAAAUAAAG
This is a messenger RNA of Daktulosphaira vitifoliae (grape phylloxera), 1612 nucleotides long. RefSeq names its product V-type proton ATPase subunit B (gene Vha55). The record is from RefSeq and is a predicted model, not a curated record. Gene Ontology annotation, biological process: ATP metabolic process; proton transmembrane transport. Gene Ontology annotation, cellular component: proton-transporting V-type ATPase, V1 domain. Lineage: Eukaryota; Metazoa; Arthropoda; Insecta; Hemiptera; Phylloxeridae. The coding region runs from base 126 to 1601 and encodes 491 amino acids. The transcript is spliced from 8 exons. Gene Ontology annotation, molecular function: proton-transporting ATPase activity, rotational mechanism; ATP binding.